GGCAUCAUCAACGAACGCCGAUAAAAGCAAUCACAAUCAGAAGACUCCGUUUCCUCCCUCUCUUGUCUCUCUCCUUGUACUGCGAAAUUGACUCGUCUUCUAUUUGGUUCCAGUCACUGUCGUGCCAAGCGACCAGCUUUCGACUCUUCCAGAGGUUCAGAGACCUCUUCAUGCAAUUGGAGAAAGCAUAUGCUCCGUAUAUACCCGGAUCGACUACGUACAACAGAUUCUCACGAGCUCAAACUGCCCCAUCGCUAUCGAUCGUGCCGAUCAAUGUGCUCAGGAGAACAGAGCAGACCUCAGCUCCCGUAUCGACACGGCGAAAUUGGAAGUACGAUUUCCUACGAGUGCAUGCACCAAUGGCUGGAGGAAGCUCAUACACGCUUGCUCGAUCGCUCGCUGCUGAAAGAAAGGGACCUCGCCUCGGCAUCAGUCAGGUACGAUGGAAAUCGGCGACUGCGGUCCCACCAUGAGGAAUCAUGACAUCAUAGUCAAAAGGACUUGUCAAAAUGAUGGAGUGUCCAUGCUGCCUGAGUCCACUCUCGUUCUUCACAGCAAAUUCGCCGACGGCUCCAAACUUAGCUCUCUGAAAGCCGCCGGCGAGCUUCAGACGAGACGAGAGGGUCCGUGGCUCGGGGCCCUGCCUGUAGUUGGGCGUGCAGUCGAUCUCACACCAAAUUUAGCAGACUCGAUCUGCUGCUGCAGACAAAGAGUUGCUUUCAGCAUGACCCCACUACAUCAGAACAUGGAAAGUUUGCCCACGGCGAGCUCCUUCCCACCGUACGUGGCAUUGUUGGGGCUGUUCAAUUAUAGAGCGUAGCCUCGAGAUCCCUUCAUCAUGCUCUUUUCAGGUUUCCAUCCCUUCCCUUCCAUCUGACUUCGGGCUAUCAGAUGUUUCAUGUUCUAUUCCGUCGAUGGAUUUUACUGUCAGCUCUGAGGUCCAGGGGAUCGGCCUAUCUUUAGACUGAGUUGCCUCCCACCUGCUUAGCAGUCGGUAGCACAAGAUUGGGACUUCAUAUUGCAGAGUUUGCUCGGAGGUCUGUAGCUUCUGCUGCACUUUUCCGAACUAAAUGUUGAUUCACAGCAAUUGAUAUUAUAAAAUCAUACUUUCGGGAGGUCU
Molecule: messenger RNA, 1120 nt
Organism: Marchantia polymorpha subsp. ruderalis
Lineage: Eukaryota; Viridiplantae; Streptophyta; Marchantiopsida; Marchantiales; Marchantiaceae
Source: the annotation of a GenBank genome assembly